Hevea brasiliensis (rubber tree) is the source of this 2259-nucleotide messenger RNA. Its product is annotated as molybdopterin biosynthesis protein CNX1. Gene Ontology annotation, cellular component: cytoplasm; cytosol. The record is from RefSeq and is a predicted model, not a curated record. Gene Ontology annotation, molecular function: molybdopterin molybdotransferase activity. The transcript is spliced from 13 exons. Lineage: Eukaryota; Viridiplantae; Streptophyta; Magnoliopsida; Malpighiales; Euphorbiaceae. Bases 131 to 2152 code for a protein of 673 amino acids. Gene Ontology annotation, biological process: molybdenum incorporation into molybdenum-molybdopterin complex; Mo-molybdopterin cofactor biosynthetic process.
UUUGGACUUCAAGACAAAUUUUGGAACUUCAAGACGAAUCAAAGGGUCUUACCAUCUUCUCAGCCGGCGGAGUCCAAACUCCAGAGUCCAACUCUCUCUCUCUAUCGUCUUAGCUUUAUUAUUCUCCAAAAUGGGGCUAAACGGAAAGCAAACACCAUCCUAUGCCACCACAAAACCCACGAUGAUAUCAGUGGAGGAGGCUCUAGCGACGGUUCUCUCGGUGGCUCAGCGGCUACCACCAAUAAUGGUGCCACUCCACGAUGCUUUGGGUAAGGUCCUGGCCGAGGAUAUUCGUGCGCCUGACCCUUUGCCUCCAUACCCAGCUUCAAUCAAGGAUGGUUAUGCAGUAGUUGCUUCAGAUGGGCCUGGUGAAUAUCCGAUAAUUACUGAAUCAAGAGCUGGGAAUGAUGGGCUUGGUGUGACUGUCACUCCUGGGACUGUUGCUUAUGUAACGACUGGAGGACCGAUACCCGAUGGUGCUGAUGCAGUUGUUCAGGUUGAGGAUACUGAAGUAGUUGAUGAUGGUUCAGUUGAAUCAAAACGAGUAAGAAUAUUGGUGAAGACUAGCAAAGGUGUUGAUAUUCGUCCUGUGGGAUGUGACAUUGAGAAGUAUGCCAUAGUAUUAAAAUCUGGAGAAAGAUUAGGCGCUUCAGAAAUUGGCCUGCUUGCUACUGUUGGUGUUCUGACAGUGAAGGUAUAUCCUACACCAACAAUUGCUGUGCUUUCCACAGGAGAUGAACUUGUGGAACCGACAACUGCUUGUCUAAGUCGUGGCCAGAUUAGGGACUCCAAUCGUGCUAUGUUACUUGCAGCUGCAAUACAGCAACAAUGCAAGGUUCUUGAUCUUGGAAUUGCUAGUGAUGAUAAAGAAGAUCUUGAUAGGACAAUGGACAAAGCCUUUUCUGCUGGUAUUCAUAUUCUUCUAACUUCUGGGGGUGUUUCCAUGGGGGACAAGGAUUUUGUCAAACCAUUGCUUGAAAGGAGAGGGAUGGUACAUUUCAACAAGGUUCUCAUGAAACCAGGGAAACCUUUGACAUUUGCAGAAAUAAAUUCAAAACCAGUAGAGAAUUCUAUGUCAGAAAAAAUUCUUGCAUUUGGAUUGCCUGGAAAUCCAGUGAGCUGUCUUGUUUGUUUCCAUCUCUUUGUAGUCCCUGCCAUCCGCCAUCUUUCUGGAUGGGCAAAUCCUCAUCUUCCGAGAUUGCAGGCUCGUCUUCUCCAGCCCAUAAAAGCAGAUCCAAUCCGACCAGAAUUUCACCGUGCCAUUAUUAGAUGGAAGGCUAAUGAUGGAUCAGGCAAUCCUGGAUUUGUUGCUGAGAGCACUGGUCAUCAGAUGAGCAGCCGGCUUUUAAGUAUGAAAUCAGCUAAUGUUCUGUUGGAGUUGCCAGCAACAGGCAGUGUGAUUCCUGCUGGAACAUUGGUCUCAGCGAUCAUUAUUUCUGAUUUAAGCAGUACUGCUGUUGUUGAAAGUGGCCUAUCUUCAGCUUCAGCUGAUUCAAGGCAAAGAAACACAUUUGGAGAAAUAAGUAAACAUGAGUCUGAGAAUGCUGAGUUCAGGGUAGCAAUCCUAACAGUUAGUGAUACUGUUGCAGCAGGGGCUGGGCCUGAUCGAAGUGGACCUAGAGCAGUAUCAGUUGUAAAUUCGUCAUCAGAGAAGUUAGGAGGGGCAAGAGUAGUUUCAAUGGCUGUUGUCGCAGAUGAUGUAAUCAAAAUCAAAGAUGUUUUGCAGAGAUGGAGUGAUAUCGAUAAAAUGGAUCUCAUCCUUACCCUGGGUGGCACUGGCUUCACCCCAAGAGAUGUGACUCCUGAAGCAACAAAGGAGUUGAUUGAGAGGGAAACACCUGGCCUUUUGUAUGUCAUGAUGCAAGAGAGUUUAAAGGUGACACCAUUUGCUAUGUUGUCACGUGCAGCGGCAGGAAUAAGAGGGUCAACACUGAUUAUCAAUAUGCCUGGAAAUCCUAAUGCGGUUGCAGAAUGCAUGGAGGCUUUGUUGCCUGCCCUUAAGCAUGCAUUAAAGCAGAUAAAAGGAGACAAAAGAGAGAAAAAUCCUCGUCAUGUUCCUCAUGCAGAAGCAUCACCUGAAGAUACAUGGGAACGCAGCUAUAAGUUGGCUUUUGGCAAUGUCCCAGAACAUACUUGUUCUUGUUCUCAUUAGGUAUUGUGGUAAUACAAAUAUGUAAUUUAUGUAUUAUGUGGGUCUCUAUCUAAAAUUUGAUUCUACAUGAAAACGUUUUGUUAGUCAUCUCUCAAAUUACUUGUUCA